Molecule: messenger RNA, 1010 nt
Organism: Neoarius graeffei (lesser salmon catfish)
Lineage: Eukaryota; Metazoa; Chordata; Actinopteri; Siluriformes; Ariidae
Gene: tmem18
Product: transmembrane protein 18
Exons: 5
Coding region: 97-555 (152 amino acids)
Cellular component (GO): nuclear membrane
Source: RefSeq, a predicted model, not a curated record
UCCGGAAGUGCGCGGUUUGGGGACUAGCUUUAGCCUGGUUUCUGCCCAGCUUCACGGCACUUGUUUUUAUUUGCUUGUUUAUUGUUAUUUCAUAAAAUGAAUGCGAAUAAAGCAUAUAAUAUCAGCGCUAUCCCUAUAGACGGAUUCAGCAAAAUUCGCAUCACAUCAACGUGGACUUUUCUGCAGUCUAUCCAGUGGUCUGAGCCAUGGCUCAUUGGCCUGAUCUGUUUUCACAUCCUUUGCUUUGCUUUCACUCUCCUGACCUGCCGGUACUACAGGCUCCAGAUCUUCCACUUCUUCCUCAUGGUUGCAAUGGUGUACAGUGCAGAAUACAUGAAUGAGAUUGCAGCCAUGAACUGGAGAUCAUUUUCCAAGUUCCAGUACUUUGACUCCAAGGGGAUGUUCAUAUCACUGGUGUAUUCUGUACCACUCCUGUUCAACACCAUCAUUAUUGUGGCCGUAUGGGUGAGGAGGACAUUUGCGACAAUGACGGAGCUGAAGACCCUGCAGCUGAAGAGGAAAGCUGCCAGAGAAAGUGCUAAGAAAACCCAAUAGAGGGAGAAUAACAUGGACUGAGACAAACUCUGACUUAUUUCCCACUAAAUUGGCCUGAAAUACAAGAAUGUGGCAGACCUAAACUCAUCAGUCCAUGGCUAAAGAAAGCUGAUGGAUCAUUACAUGAUCUGGCAGGAAAUGUCUGUCUAACCCCCCCACGGAGCUGAGUAUUGUAGCGAUCCUUCAAGUAGACUGAAGGAGACAGCAUAGCUCUGAUUGUCAACCAUAACUCUAAAAACCAGAACACUUUUUUUUUUUGCAUAAAAAAAAAGUUUUGCUAUAUGUGCAUGUGAAAAUCUCAAUAAUAUGUAUAAAUAAGGGGCGGCACGGUGGUGUAGUGGUUAGCGCUGUCGCCUCACAGCAAGAAGGUCCUGGGUUCGAGCCCCGUGGCCGGCGAGGGCCUUUCUGUGUGGAGUUUGCAUGUUCUCCCCGUGUCCGCGUGGGUUUCCUCCGGG